Molecule: messenger RNA, 1152 nt
Organism: Aspergillus ochraceoroseus IBT 24754
Lineage: Eukaryota; Fungi; Ascomycota; Eurotiomycetes; Eurotiales; Aspergillaceae
Exons: 1
Coding region: 103-705 (200 amino acids)
Source: RefSeq, a predicted model, not a curated record
AAAUAUCUUUGGCUCCGCGAUUAUCUGGGCAAAUGUCUGGGGCUCCCGAUGAACCAACAUCUAUGGAAAACCCUUGCGUGGAGUCCGCUGGAGAACCUUAAAAUGGCGGAAAAUCUGGGCAUCAGCUGGCUUUACCGCGAUAUACUCCUUCACCUUGCGGGUCAGUUCCCUUGCUUUACGCAGUCGCAGCGAAACCAGGUAAAAACUUGCCUUAACCCAAGGUCAUUCGCCCUUGUCUGGAAGCUCUCCCUCAGAACCCACCGCCUAAUAGUUGAGUUCAGAGCGCAAGCAAGGGACUGCUACGUCAAGCUGAUGAGGACUGCAAUUGCCUGGAAUGAAAGGGACUUGCAUGGUAACCAUCCGUCCAUCUCAUUAUUGCACACCAGACUUCUUAGCCCCAUUCAUGAAUAUGUCCCGGGGCCAAGAUUGGUGACUGAUCUUGGUUUCGUUAAAGGUCUCCUAGACUCACUAGUAGAGAUAAGGGGACUUCAUCUUCCAUCGUUGUACAGUCAAGCUGUCCGUGAAGACCUGGAUAAAUGUAUCAACUUAGGAACAUGUCUCUAUUCAGGGACUCAAUUCCUGUGCCAGCCUAGGGAAGCGGUUCCUUAUCCCAGCAAUACGCUUCUUCCAGGCGAUCGAUUCCCAUGGGAGCAGAACGAAAUCGAUCUUUUAGAUCCUACACCACGCUCUCGUGAAGGCGUUUGAUAAUAUUACAUAUGUAUUCCGUGGCAGAUUGGCAACUAGAGCACCUGUCCCUCCUCUCACACCCCUCUCGUCCUAACAUAUCACGAGCAAGCAAAAUGCAUAUCCCACCCUUUGGCGUCAGCUGCGGAACAAACCGUUUUGAUUAAUAUAAAACAUGAAUCUUUCUUGUUCUCUAGCACCUCUAUAUGAAGCCUAAGAGAAACAAAUAUUCUGUGCUUGUUAAAGAAAUUUCUUUAUGAUGGAGCAAGCCAGGACAUGACAGCCUACAAAGUUCUACUUACUACAUUCACCAUCCAAGCUCUUAAAGGGAAGAGAGACCGAACUAGAACAGAAUAUUUCGUGUGUUGGUAGACUUUGGUCGUGCUAAGGAUGAGAAAGAACAAAGAUUGUGUAGGAUGCUAGAUAGAUAACACCAGCCUGUAUAAAGCUAGAAGGAACCCAUUGAGC